UCACGUAGCGAUACUUCUUUGGGUGUUUUGACAAAGAAAUUUAUGCAGCUCCUCUUGUCUUCUCACAAUAAGUCACUCGAUUUAAACAAAGCUUCAGAAUUGUUGCAAGUUCAAAAACGACGAAUUUAUGAUAUAACAAAUGUUUUGGAAGGCAUCGAUCUUGUUGAUAAAAUAUCUAAAAAUAAAGUUCAAUGGAAGUAUGCGCAGUUUAAUUUUUUUAUAACAACUUACUAA
Molecule: messenger RNA, 234 nt
Organism: Helobdella robusta
Lineage: Eukaryota; Metazoa; Annelida; Clitellata; Rhynchobdellida; Glossiphoniidae
Exons: 2
Biological process (GO): regulation of transcription by RNA polymerase II
Cellular component (GO): RNA polymerase II transcription regulator complex
Molecular function (GO): DNA-binding transcription factor activity, RNA polymerase II-specific; RNA polymerase II cis-regulatory region sequence-specific DNA binding
Source: RefSeq, a predicted model, not a curated record